AUGCCCGGGCGGGCGGUGCUCCGGCGGAUCCAAUUCUCGCAUUCUCGAUUCUCUAGGCUUCUAUCGCACGAUGCAGCUGAUUCUUGCGGCGGCAUCGCCGACGGGAGAGGUAUGGAUGUAGAUCGAGCUCUGGAAUCUCUGGAAGAAUCUCUGGACAAGAUCGGCAGCUAUAGCAGAUUGCUCCGGUGGUGUGGCGAGGCGCAGGCAUUGGCGGAGGGCAGGAAAAUCCACGAUCACGUCAGCAAGAGCGAUUGUCGCGGUGAUCGCCGGCUAGCGAAUAUGGUGAUUGGGAUGUAUGGGAAGUGCGGCAGCUUGGAGGAGGCGCGUAGAGUUUUCGACACUAUAGCGAUGGCUCACAGGAAUCUCUUCUCGUGGAGCGAGAUGGUCUCGGCUUGUGUUCUCAACGGGGAUUACAGUGGGGCUGUGGGAUUUUUCGAGAAGAUGGUGGAGGAAGGUGUUGUUCCGGACAAGUGCCUCGCCACAGUGAUGAUCACGGCUCACAUCCGGAAUGGCAAUCCUUUCAAAGCGCUGGUGAUCUACUGGAGAAUGCACGCUGAGGGUGUGAGACCGGACACUUUCACGGUGGGCCUGGCUCUCAAGGCGUGCACGCUUCUGGGAGCUCUCGAGCUUGGUCGCGCUGUGCAUGCCAGCAUUGCCGCGACGGAGUUUGAAGACCAUCUCAUCGUCGCCAAUUGCCUCAUCACCAUGUAUGGCAAGUGCGGGAGCUCCAGCGACGCGAGGCUUGUCUUUGACGGUAUGGAACAAAGAGAUGUUGUCUCGUGGAACGCACUGAUUGUUUCGUAUUCGCAGGUGGCCAGAGACUCGACGCUGGCGUUUAGAGUCUUCCAGGAGAUGCAGCAGGAUGGAACCAGGCCUGACGCUUUCACUUUCGUCGGCAUCUUGGAUGCUUGCACGGACUUGGAGCACGGUAGGAAAGUCCACUCGCAAGCUACAGCAGAUGGUUUCACUACAGAUGUUGGCGUUGGAAACGCACUCCUCAGCAUGUAUGGACGCUGCUCCAGUGUUUCCGAGGCCAGGGACGUGUUUGACGGCAUCCUUUUGAAGAACUCGGUGUCCUGGGCCGCCAUGCUCACGUCCUACACACAGCUCGGGCAUGCCAGAGAGGCUAUGGAGCUUUCUCGGUUGAUGAGCAUGGAAGGCUUUCGACCGAACAGGGCGAGCUUGCUUGGCUUGCUAGCUGCCUGUGCAACGCUUGAAGACUUGGAACAGGGACGAAAGUUUCACGCUACUUUCCUCGCGAGUGGUUUCAUGAUGGACGUGUUUGUGGAGACGACGCUGGUUAACAUGUACGGGAAGUGUGGGAGCUUGGCAGAGGCAAGAGGUGUUCUCGAAGGGAUGGAGGUGAAGAGCGUGGUUUCCUGGAACGCGAUGAUAACAGCAUACGCACAGCACAGGCAUGGAAGAGAAGCCCUGGAGCUUCUCAAGAAGAUGGACUUGGAAGGCAUUCCUCCGAGCAAGGUGACGUUCGUGAGCAUUCUCGACGCCUGUGCGAGCUCGGGGGAUCUAACGCGUGGAAGAAGUGCUCACUCUCGAGCAAUUGCCACUGGUUUUGGCGGCGACGUCAACGUAAACAACACGUUGGUGAGCAUGUACGGGAAGUGUGCGCGCUUGGACGAGGCCAGGAAGGUGUUUGACGAGAUGCCGAGCAGGGAUCUCGUUUCCUGGAACGCCUUGGCCGUGGAGUACAGCCAGCACGGCUGCGGCAAGGAGGCUCUCAAGCUCCUCUGGAAGAUGGACCUGGAAGGCCUGAAGCCAGACAAGAUAAGCUACACGGCUCUUCUCAACGCCUGCGUCUACACGGGUGAGGAGUCUGCCAAAGCCAUGCACAGGCGAGUUUUGGCCAGUGGCUUCCAGCUCGACGGCAACAUCGUCGCAAACUUCCUCAUCAACCUCUACGCAAAGUGUGGCAGCCUCGAAAACUCCAAGUGCGUCUUCGACGGCCUGAAGAAGAAGGACGUGGUCUCGUGGAACGCAAUGCUCACGGCCUACAUCCAGCUCGACUCGCCGAAAGAAGCUCUCAAGCUCUUCCAGGCGAUGGACAUGGAAGGCACGAAACCGGAUCAAGUUUCAUACGUCCUCGCGCUCGAUGCCUGCGCCGGUGCCGUGGCCCCGACUCAGGGAAAGCUCUUCCACUUCCGAGUGGCUUCUCAAGGCCUGGACAGCGACGACACCGUCCGGAACGCGAUCGUCAACAUGUACGCCGAGUGUGGCAACUUGGACGCCGCCAACCGCGAGUUCGAGAGGAUCAAACGCCGGGACGUGGUUUCGUGGACAGUCAUGGUGGCGGCCAACGCGCAGCACGGGAAUCCCAGGGACAGUCUGAAGCUGUUUUGGAAGAUGCAACAGGACGGGACGAAAGCCGACGACGUCAGCUUCCUGUGCGCGAUACUUUCGUGCAGCCACUCGGGGCUCGUCAAGGACGCCAUGGCGUGCUUUAGCUCCAUGGUGGAGGACCAUGGAAUCCAGCCGCUGGCGGAGCACUUUGGGUGUCUCGUGGACGCGCUGGCCAAAGUUGGGCGGCUCGGCGAGGCGGAGGAAUUCAGCCUGGCUAUGGAUGCCGUGUCGUGGCGGGCAUUCUUGAGUGCUUGCAGAGUUCACGGCGACGCAAAGCGAGGUGUCAAGGCCGCGAGUUUGAUCGACGCAAGCGAUCCAAACUCGUAUGUUCUCUUGUCGAAUCUGUUGACCAGCCAGUCCACGCUGGAACCUUUCCAGGAAUCUCUCGGCUGACAGUGGCCUUUGUGUUUGUUGUUUUUUUUGUUUUCUCUCUUUCAAGCUAGCUAUCAGCGUUGCUGUGCUCCAAGAGGCACUCACUCGCUCGAGGCAUUGAAGGGAAA
Selaginella moellendorffii is the source of this 2855-nucleotide messenger RNA. Its product is annotated as pentatricopeptide repeat-containing protein At4g18520, chloroplastic. The transcript has a single exon. The coding region runs from base 1 to 2748 and encodes 915 amino acids. Gene Ontology annotation, molecular function: protein binding; RNA binding. NCBI's taxonomy places the organism in Eukaryota, Viridiplantae, Streptophyta, Lycopodiopsida, Selaginellales, Selaginellaceae. The record is from RefSeq and is a predicted model, not a curated record. Gene Ontology annotation, biological process: RNA modification.